Molecule: messenger RNA, 1350 nt
Organism: Talaromyces rugulosus
Lineage: Eukaryota; Fungi; Ascomycota; Eurotiomycetes; Eurotiales; Trichocomaceae
Exons: 2
Coding region: 1-1350 (449 amino acids)
Source: RefSeq, a predicted model, not a curated record
AUGGCCGAGUCAUACUUCAAGAACCUUCCCGCAGAGCUACGCAUCCUCAUCUUGCACGAAAUCCCAGAUUUUGAUUCUCUCAAGUCAAUUGUUCUUUCAUCACGAGAAUACUAUAGGGCGUACCUUGCUGCGCGAGAACAAGUAAUCGACUCCGUUUUAAAUACACAAUAUGGGGGCCUUAUUGACAUGGCAGAUGCACUCACCGUAGUGCGGUCCAAAGGUCUCUGGUGGAGGUUUCACCAAGAAGAAGCUGUUUCCGUACUAGAUGCAUGGCGUCGCAGAGCAGAGAUUCGUAAGCUUAAUCUCACACCAUCAAUCCAAUUAGAUGGGCCAAGUGGCCCGGAACAAAUUACAAAAAUAUUUUAUCUAUAUCGAGUGUUGCACUUCUUUCUAGAAGACUACGCCAAAACCGUACCACGGCCUGAAUGGAUACAAGCUACUCAAUGGAACUUGCCUCUCCAAUUAUCUGACACGGAAAAACGCCGUUUCCUGAGGGGGUUAUGUCGGCUGUAUAUCUAUUGCAAUAUUUUUGGAACGGUUGAGAAGAAUGUUGGUUAUGACUUAGAGGAAGAGGAAAAAAACGAGUGGUUUGUGGAUCUUAUAGAUAAUGAUGAGCUUCCGGACGACUACGAUUUGUUUUAUGACACGAUGCAUCCGUGGGAAUGUGAGGAAUUGGGAUGUGUAUGGUCAUACUUGAUGGCAAAAUACAAAUUUUUGUCAACAAAGAUUUGUACUGAUUUACGCAAUCUCGCAUCUGCUUGUGGCUGCGACUGGCUUUGUGAAAUUACUCCAGAGGAGGAACGCCCACCUGCCGGGGUCGCGGAUGUGGAGGAUCUCUGGGAUCUCGGAGUAUUUGAUAGAGAGCUCGAAUCAUUCAUCUUACUAGGACCAGAGUUCCUCUAUCGUGUUCUAAAUAAUACGGAUUACCUACUCCAGCGCAAUCUAGUAUUGAUUAAUAAGCCCCCCUAUUAUCCUGACCUGGGGCGCUUCAUUCCCUAUGACGCCGGUUUUUGGAAUAGUGUGCUCUACACCCGGAAGUCUGAGAACCAGUUUAAUAUCCCAGAUUUCGAACAGCACUGGUCCAUGCUGCCUCCUUUUGAGCAGCCUAAUAUUGGUUGGAAAAUGGCAUGUUUAGUGCCCCAUACGCCGCAACAACGACUCUGGGAUUCAUUCAAUCGAGCCCGAAAGGUAGGUCAAGGCUGGGAAUGGGGAUACGCUAUAUGGGACGAGGAGCGGCUAGAAGGGUGGAGAGGUGACUGGGUAAACUUUCUGUUGAAUUCACCAGAAUUAACAAUAGAACGACCAGACCUUUUUGAACUCUAUAGAGGUCACGACGAUAGACGAAUAUAG